Hymenoscyphus albidus is the source of this 1284-nucleotide messenger RNA. Lineage: Eukaryota; Fungi; Ascomycota; Leotiomycetes; Helotiales; Helotiaceae. The record is from the annotation of a GenBank genome assembly.
AUGGCUACAAACCCACACUUUGGGGCCACAACAACGGCCACAGAAGUCGCAUCAACGUUCUCCUCCUAUGUCACCGGGAAAACAAGUCAGUCCCAUCCUCUCAAAGCUUCAGAAAAAAAUUAAGACACAUUUCACACCUCGCUGACCUCCCAUAGUCUUGAUCGUUGGAGUAAGCCCAAAUAGUCUAGGCCAACACCUUGUCCAAGCUCUUGUUCCCCACAAUCCCUACCUAUUAAUCCUCGCCUCGCGCUCUCUCAAAAAUAUCAACUUAGUUACCUCAUCACUGCCCCAAAAUGAAAAGACGAUGGUCAAAGCCGUGGAAAUAGAUCUCUCCUUUCAGAGCUCUAUCCGGGAAGCAGCCAAAACGGUUAAAGGGCUGACGGAGAAAUUGGAUCUGGUGUUCAAUGUUGCGGCUGUAAAUGUUCAAGGGAAGGAGAUGACGGAGGAUGGGCUCGAAAUGCAUUUUGGCACGAACUAUAUUGGGUUCUUUCUGUUGACUAAUUUGUUGAUUCCCGAAGUUAAGAAUGCAGCGAGAGAGAAAGGAAAGAGGGCCGGCGCAACGAGAAUUGUGAAUUUCACGAGUGCGGGUCAUAGAUUAAGUCCGAUCCGCUUCUCUGACCUCAAUUUCACCAAACCUUCCUCAGAACUCCCUGAGGAAGAGAGACCACCACAGGGAUUGUCAAAAGCGGUUUAUGAUCCAGAAAAAGGAGGCUAUAGUAGCUUUGUAGCAUAUGCACAGAGCAAAACGGGCAAUAUUCUUUUCUCUGUUGCUUUGCGGGAAAGAUUCAAGAAGGAGGGGAUUUUGGCGAUUAGCGUGCAUCCUGGGUGUGAGUUUCUUCCUUCUUUCCUUCCAUGUUGUUCUAUUUUACAUGUCUGGAAUAGAGCGUUUUGGGGAAUGGAAUGGCUGAUUUUCGAGAAGCUAUAUGGACGAACCUAGCAAGGAACCUAGAUGAGGAAGGAAAGGACGUUGUCAAGAAUACGAGUAAAGUGUGGAAAACGGGGGAUCAGGGUGCUGCUACGGGGUUAGUUGCUGGGCUUUAUCCGAGGCUUGGAGGUUUGCAUUUUCCCCCCUCUCUCCCUUGCCUCUUCGUUCUUUCCUCUCUUUGUUUUAUAUGGUUGGUGGAACUGAGAAUUGACCUAUCUAUGUGCAUUUUAGAAACUGAAGAGGUCUACAUGUCCGACUGUCAGUUCGCGAAGGCUGCGUCAUUUGCAACUGAUGUUUCAAUCACCGAAAGGCUUUGGGAGGUGAGUGAGGAGCUUGUUGGGCAGAGAUUCAUAUUUUGA